AUGUCAAAUGGAUUAUCAAUGAGUCCUGAUGCCAUCAAAGAUUUAAAUGUAUGUUCAAAACGUGCUUGUCUUAUUCGUGAUAUUCCUGUUGAUUGUCUUGUCACAAAUCAAGAAAGUAUUAGUAUUGUAUGGUUUGAUUCAAUAUUAACAAAAACAGAUAUUUCUGAUUUAUCAUUUAUUCAUCUUCGUACUCUUAAUGAUUAUAUUUUAUUUUAUAGUCAGAAAUCUUUGUAUUUCGAAUAUUUGAUGUCGAAACAAAAGAAAAAUGAUCAUGUUAUUGUUAUAUUAGAUGAUAUCGAAAUUCUCGAGCAGACACAAAAUUGUAAACAAGUUCAUGCCAUUAUGUUGGUUAUGACGGAUAAUGAUAAAAAUAAAAAUAUUAUAAUCAAACAAGAUUAUAAAAAAAGUUGUUGGUAUAUUUACUGA
Molecule: messenger RNA, 426 nt
Organism: Rotaria sp. Silwood1
Lineage: Eukaryota; Metazoa; Rotifera; Eurotatoria; Philodinida; Philodinidae
Source: the annotation of a GenBank genome assembly